CCAGAGCUUAGCGUCUCAGUCAUGUAAACAAGUAACCUGAGAAAGGUCUAUCCGUGCUGUUGUCAGGUUUUUCUGGGGGGGUUUUCUUCACAAAAUGCUUUUUAGAAAUUGAUCUAUGUGGAGAAGACAGAAUUACAUUGGCGUUCUACAUCAUGUGUAAGAAAAGGAUUGCUGAGGGGUGGUGAUAAAAGCUGGAGGUUUACCUACUGUGUCUCAGGUGAUGGAUGUGACACUUGGAGAUAAGGUUCUGGCUUCUCUAGAAGAUCUGAAGCAAUAUGACUUCGAACGAUUUAAGGACAAGUUGUCAGAUUUCUUCUAUGAAGACAUACCUCCUAUUCCAUGUGGACAUUUGGAAAAAGCAGACUAUGUGGCUACAAAGAACCGACUCAUAGACGUUUAUGGAAAAGAGUCAGUUCUGGAUGUGACCAUUCGAGUCUUAAAUCUGAUCAACCUGAAGGGACAUGCAGAGAAACUCGAGAUGAGCAGAGAGAAUGUGCAGAAGUUGCGGAGAACAAAGCUGGAAGAUUUCAGAACAAAAUACAUGGAGCAUAUGAAGAAUAAAUACCAUGUUUUUGAAGAUGGAAAUGCCCGUAUUGGGGAGAUUGUUCAUCUACAGUUGAGGUACACCAGCCUUCUGUUCAGAAACAAACAUCAGAAUGAAGAAGAGAGAGAACAUGAAAUAACAGCUGCAGGCUGGAGGCAUCUACAGAUUAUGGAGCAAAGAUCUUCAGAAGACUAUUCCCCAACUAACAUCCAUAGCCUGUUCGACCCCGAUAAAGGCGGGAGCGUCUCGAAGUCUGUGGUGAUACAAGGACCCGCUGGAUUUGGAAAGACCAUGACCACUCAGAAGAUCAUGCUGGAUUGGGCAUCUGAAAACCUCUAUCGGGACAGGUUUAAAUUUGUGUUUUACAUGAGCUGUCGAGAACUCAACACCGUCACUGGUGACAACAGCCUGGCCGGGCUCAUGCGUAAAAUAUGCGACUUCAAGUGUAACCAAGAUCUGCUUAAAUCUGUCUUUGAAGAUUCUGAAAGGAUUCUCUUUAUCAUUGAUGGCUUUGAUGAAUUGAAGUUGUCCAUAAAUGAUGCUGAGCUCUGCGAAGACCCUUUCCAGGUCACCACCAAAGACAUCCUUCUGAACAGUCUACUACGGCAACGAUAUCUUAGAGAAGCCUCGAUGAUCAUCACCACAAGACCAUACUCAUUGACGGAGCUGAAGAACCUGGUGAAAUAUCCACGAUAUGUGGAAAUUCUGGGGUUUACAGGGAAAGACCGAAAGAAAUAUUUCUAUAACUUCUUUGAAACAAAAGAAAAGGCAGACCUGGCUCUCGGUAUAAUAAAGGACAACGAUACUCUAUUCACCAUGUGUGUGGUGCCCAUAAUUUGCUGUAUUAUAUGUACUCUCAUGAAUCAGCAAAUGGAACAUGGAAUGACAGUGGCCGAUUGCAAGACAUCCACAGCAAUUUACCUGUUCUACCUGAAGAGUUUAAUAAAGUAUCACGGCAGGGGCAUCAACAAAUCAACAAACAGCUCUAUAAAGAAGCUGUGUGCUGUAGCCAAUGAAGGGAUUUGGGAACAGAAGUUCCUAUUUGAGGAAGAAGAUCUGAAGAGACACGGACUCUCAAUGACCGAACCCGAGUCUACAUUUCUGAAUGAGAACAUCUUCCAAAGGGGAGUUGAGACCCAAACAUCCUACAGCUUCAUCCACCUGAGUGUCCAGGAGUUCUUUGCGGCUCUCCAUUACCUGCUGGAAGACACAUCAGUCACUGGGAGAAUCUUUCCACGGACCAGUGAAAUGAAUCGUUUCCUGCAGGAAUUAUGUCGCAAACCACAAUUCGAAUUAACGGCGCAAUUUCUUUUUGGCCUCUCAAAUGGCAAAAACAUUCAGGAGAUUGAGAGAUGUCUUGGUUGUAAAGUUUCGCUAAGGGAUAAAUCGCCUUUAGAAGAUUGGUUGAAGAAGCCUCGACAAUUUUACGACAACUUAAGUCUUAAAUGUUUGUAUGAGGUGCAAGAUGAAGACUUGGUGGAGAGAAUCAUGCCUCACUAUUUGCGUGUGGAAGUACACCACCGGUCCUUGUUUUUCUCUACACCUUUCAUUAGUUACUGGAAAUUAUCUUACUGCUUGAUGAACAGUAAAAGUGUGCAUGAAAUUAAGCUUCAUGAAUAUGACAUUGCGCCCGAAGCGCGAGAAGCUUUAGCUCCAGCUCUCGGCAAGUGCUCAAAGAUUUUUUUCGAGGGGUGCUUUCCUCAGACAAUGGGAACGGAGGAAAUAUCCUGCAUCUCCGGCUUAUUCAAAUCAUGCCGUAGAAUUCAGGAAUUGGAGUUGCGUUUAUGUGGUCUAACUUCAUCUUGUUGCGAUGAGCUGUGCUCUGUCAUUCGUAAUAACCGAUCUCUGAUCAAACUGGAUCUGAGGUGGAAUAAACUGCAGGAUUGCGGAGUAAAAGUUCUGUGCCAGGAACUCAAACAACGGGAAUGUUCCCUGCAGGAGCUGAGUUUGCGAGGCUGUGACCUGACCUCAUCCUGCUGUGGUGACCUCCGCUCUGUUGUCAUUACAAACCGCUCUCUGAUCAAACUGGACCUGGCGUGUAACCAGUUGCAAGACCAUGGAAUAGAGAUUCUAUGCCAAGGGCUCAGAUAUGUGGGUUGUACUCUGCAGGAGCUAUGGUUGAGGACGUUUGCCCUGAGCUGCCUUCAUGGUGCAAAUGUACCAAUGCUCACACUGGAUCUCACUAACAAUAAUCAGCAGGACUGUGGUGUAACACUGGUGUCAGAGGGAUUCAGACAACGUUCCCGUACACUGCAUGAGCAGAGGGUCUGUGAUGGAGAGGAGACACAGAAACGGAGCAGCAUAAAGACACACGUACAUUCUAUCACACGACGAUUUUCACUAGUGAUUAAACGGAACCCGAAGACGACAUCAUAGGAGGCACUACCUCUCAUCACAAUACAUGAUCAGUUUAUUGUAUACUAGUUGUUCUAUCCGUUCUUCACACGGGAGUUUCUGAUUUUCACGGUUGUAAAUAUAAAUGUGUAAAAAUUUUGGUACAUCUAUAGAGAUGUAAAAUUUAGACAUCUUAAUGUAAGUAAAUAUUAAUCUAUGGUUCUUGGCGUUACCCGAGGAGCACCCGUAGCAGAUACGGUAAAAAGUGACAGGACCAUUUUUGUACUCUAUUAAAUUCCACACGCUGGAGGUGCAAUCCAAAUUUACAUCCGAUUGUCCAUUUGGACGUUAUCGUUCACACAACGCAAGCCACGCAUCGGUAAUGACGUCACUAUCGCAACCCCGUUUUCAUCCCCUUGGGGGAGGUUUAUUAAAAUUCUAAUGACGUCGUUUUCCUAUUUCCCACCUGCAGAAUACCGAUGUUACAUUUCAUCUUCCUAACAUAUCGGGAAAUAAGAGAAUUAGUGAUCAGUCAGUGAGUGAGUGAGGGCUUUCACAUUUAUAUAUAAAGAUGAAAACUAAUGUUGGUACAUAUCAACAAAGUCACAGUAAAGUUUAGGAAGCUUGUCUUAUAUACUUGUUUGUCUUUUACCUUUAUGAAAUAGUUAUCUGCAAUAAACAGUGCUUUUUUACUGAUUUA
Pseudophryne corroboree (corroboree frog) is the source of this 3578-nucleotide messenger RNA. RefSeq names its product NACHT, LRR and PYD domains-containing protein 3-like. NCBI's taxonomy places the organism in Eukaryota, Metazoa, Chordata, Amphibia, Anura, Myobatrachidae. The record is from RefSeq and is a predicted model, not a curated record. Gene Ontology annotation, cellular component: cytoplasm. Bases 221 to 2920 code for a protein of 899 amino acids. The transcript has 10 exons. Gene Ontology annotation, biological process: positive regulation of inflammatory response. Gene Ontology annotation, molecular function: protein binding.